GCUGAUUUUCUCCUCACUUUCGGAGACCCAGACAGAGAGCAACUCCCCAGCGGGUAUCCUUACUGAGCCUAACUUUGACUUGAGCAGAACAGACUGGGUCUCCAGGACACAGCGACGCACCGCGGAUCUGACGCGCCGCUUAGACGAGGGUGAGCGCGCAGAGACCGGGCACCCAUCAGCAUCCCUCUCGUGCAGGAUAUGGUGCUCUCCUGCCACCGCUCCCCGACGUGUUGCAAUGGGCUUUAGUCUGUCCACUGAAUAGUAAUAGCCGAGAAUGCCCUUGACAACAGUCUACACAGUUGUAUUCAGCAUGACGGCGGCACAGGAGACUGAGCGAGCAGGGGAAGACUCGGUGGCGAAACUUACACAAGACUAAACCCUCGCAUGUUUAACCAGAGUUUAAGUGUCUUUGCCAAAACAUAAGAUUUGAAGAGUUCUUCACACUACCAUGGGGAUACGGCACCUUUUGCUGCUGCUAAUAUACCUGGACCCGCUGAGCGUGCUGUGCGCCGCUACAGGGGGCAAAAAACCCAAGCAGGCGCCGAGGAAGGCUCCCAAAGCCACUGCGAUCCCCACGGGCGUCCCGCAGAAGACCCCGCAGCCGGCGCCCACCAGCAACCACGACACCUGCCUGGGCUACUACGACGUGAGCGGGCAGUAUGACAAACUGUUCGAGUGCAACAACACGGACCACCGGUACUGCUGCGGGACGUGCUACCUGCGCUUCUGCUGCGAGUACAAGAAAGACCGGCUGGACCAGAAAGCCUGCAAGAACUACCAAACGCCGGUGUGGGUGCAGACGGCCGCCCCGUCCCCCAUCCCGACCGGUGAAACGUACGAUCCGAGCAUGGAUCAGACCAACACGGCUGUCUACAUCACCUGUGGGAUCAUAGCCUUUAUCAUCGUGUUGGGAGUGUCGAUCAAAGUUGCGUACGACAAAGCUACAGAGCCGCCUCAGGAAAUGAAUAUACACAGGGCCCUUGCAGACAUCCUGAGGCAGCAGGGGCCCAUCCCCAUAUCACAAUAUGACUGUGAGAAUUUUGCAGCGAUGAACGGCUCACCCAAAGACAACACACCAGUCAGAACCUCAUCCAAGAACCACUACACCCCUGUUCACACCUCCAAAUCCAACCACGGUCUCCACUAUGGAAAGGAGAGUGUCCGGAGCAGUGGAGGGGCUGAUGUUCACAACUUCAUCUCCUCUGGCUUUGUGACGCUGGGUCGAGGCCAUCCGAAAGGAGAAAAACAUUGGCCGGUCCGCUCCCAGAGUCACCAUGGUACCCAUCAGCACAACUAUAACCAUGUGGCUCUAGGUAGCCCUACACGCACACCUAAGAAUGCUCACCGAUCAUUGAGACGUGAAAACAAUCGGAUAAGCGGCAUCCUGACCUCGCAGACGGAGCCCUACGACCUGUCUUUCUCGCGCUCCUUCCAGAGCCUGUCACACCUGCCGCCCUCCUAUGAGGUGGCCGUCAAAGCCGACCUCAACCGAUUCUCCUCCCUGAAGAAACUCACAGAUAAAGAAGUCGAAGACUACUACACUCGUAAGCGCCACCUGCCCGACCUGGCAGCAAGAGGCACUCUUCCCUUGCAUGUUCUCAAAAUCAGUCAAGACCAGCACCGGGAACCGCAGCAGCAGCUCCAGAGCCAGCCCCCGCAGUCCUCCAUCUCCCAGGCCCCUCCCCAGUCGCAGUCCUCACAGCAGCAGUCUCAGCAAAGGCAGAGGCCCCGUCGUGUCCAGAGGGCCAUGUCCCAGGACCGUGUCCUGUCCCCGCAGAGGGCCCCGCAGCAGGAAUACAGCACAUCUUCUAAUGGUAUGUCCCCAUACGGAGGCAGAAUCCUCUCCGACGAACAGCUCCUGUCCGCCGAACGUCUUCGAUCCCAGGAGCGCCUUCUCCCACAGGACCGCCACACCUCCCAAGAUCGUCUGUACUCGAAGGACCGUAUCUACUCCAAGGACAGACUCUUGUCGCAGGAACACCUCUACUCAAAAGACCGCCACUACUCUCAAGACCGCCUGUAUUCCCAAGAUCGCCUAUAUUCACAAGACCGCCUACUAUCCCAGGAUCCUCUGCUCUCGCCGGACAAGCUGAUGAUGUCGCUGAAGCGCGGCAUGGUCAGCAGCAUCUCCGGCGGGUUUCGUGGCAGCGAUAUGUCAAUGUCGCGUGCCAUCUCGCACACAGACGUGUUCAUACCAACCACGCCUCUUAUGGAUCGCUAUAAGAUGACCAAAAUGCACUCCCAUCCCAGUGCCUCUAACAAUGGCGGUGGCGGAGCACCGGGAGCGGCAGGCUCCGGGCACUCCAACACUUUAGGCAUGAACCAGACAACAUCUAAGAGGCAGGCGUUUGCCUCCAGACGGACUCAUACUGUGGAACAGCUCCACUACAUCCCACAGCACCACCAGCAGCAACAACAACAGCCACAGCACUACCGCACAGGCAGCAAGACUGAGGUGACUGUGUAGCGGCAGCCAGGACUACCUAAACUGCACAGGAGGAAGCACUGUUGUGUGCCAGGGGGGUGGGGUUGAUUGACAUAUGUGGGUACACCGGCCUUCUGUUAGAGUAGGAUGGUGGCUAUUUCACUCUCUUUGACUGAGGUUGCAAAGUCAGAGAUUCCUGGACCAAGAACAUCCACUAGCUUACUGUGAGAGACCGGAAAAAUGAGCUACACUGUACACUGCAUACACGGUCCCAGCGAGAUCUGAAGCCAGAGAGGGUCGUGGAUGGGGGAGUUGUGAUAUUAUCCAGCUAACUUGCCUACUCUAUUAUUUCCACUGUCUUGAUUACCCUAUUCAUCCACAGGCUGCGGCCUCAUUCUGUGUAUGUUUUAGUGAGAAAACACUGACUGUGUCUGUUCAAGCCUUUAUCGGCCCCCUUUGUCCAACAAUUCUAUUCUGUGACCUUUUCUGGCAAAUCUUAAAGGGCUUUGCAUGGUUAAACACAUAGACCAAUUCCUCUGUGACUUCUGUCACGCAACACAAACACCACCACAGAUGAUGAACUAGGAUGAGCCUGUAAUAACUUUAUAAAUAUAUAAAUAAAUGAAUAAAACAACCAUUUGUACGCCCUGUCCUACUCAUAGCUCUAGAGAAUCUCAAUGAGAGAAACUGAAAUGGAUGUUAUUAGCACUUACAUUUGGUGCCUCUGACAGAUGUUCCAUUUCUAAAAAACAAAGCGGUUUUGUGGGUUACAAAGCACAAUCAAUUAAAAAAAAUAUCUGUUCUGUUUUUGAUUUUGUUUUUGAGUUUGAAUAGUGAUGGCUAGCUUGUUUUGUUCUUAAAGCAAUGGCAGGUUUUUUUGCUUCCGGUAGACAAUUGUAAAUACGCUAUUCUAGAAGCAGUAUAAUGGACAAGUCUGUACUGGAUGGACUUUGUAUUAGACUGUCUGUUUUCAAUAGAUUCUUAAAAAACAACUAUAAAUCAUCACUGUUUCGUGAGUUCAGAAUAGAAACCCACUUAACCAAGUAUUUGACAGGAUAAAUUAAUACUAUACUGUGUGUGUCUUUGCAAAACUGUUUCUAGGACGAGAAGUGAAUGAAUGUGUUGUUGAUAACAGAUAUAUCACUGUUCAUAUUUGGAUGUAGACUGUGUUCCAUUGACAUCGGAGGAGCUGAACAUCAUGGAAAUGGAUUAUAAUGCUUGUUACAGUAGGGUCAAAUAAACCAUCCAUAUUUUUCUAAACAGUCAA
Molecule: messenger RNA, 3692 nt
Organism: Micropterus dolomieu (smallmouth bass)
Lineage: Eukaryota; Metazoa; Chordata; Actinopteri; Centrarchiformes; Centrarchidae
Gene: shisa6b
Product: protein shisa-6
Exons: 10
Coding region: 449-2467 (672 amino acids)
Biological process (GO): regulation of short-term neuronal synaptic plasticity; regulation of AMPA receptor activity
Cellular component (GO): dendritic spine membrane; AMPA glutamate receptor complex; postsynaptic membrane
Source: RefSeq, a predicted model, not a curated record